Molecule: messenger RNA, 1464 nt
Organism: Brettanomyces bruxellensis
Lineage: Eukaryota; Fungi; Ascomycota; Pichiomycetes; Pichiales; Pichiaceae
Exons: 1
Coding region: 1-1464 (487 amino acids)
Molecular function (GO): protein binding
Source: RefSeq, a predicted model, not a curated record
AUGAGUUCACCAACAUUAAGAUCAUCGUCUGCCUCAGUAAUUGAAGAUCUUUACAGAAAGAUUGACGAAACGACGCAGGAAGUCCUCACUGAUUCUAGAAGUUCUAUGGAUACAAGUUUAAAUGAGAAAGAGGAUGAGCAAGAGUACAAAAUAAAAUCAAGCUAUUGGAAGCUUGUGAGCCAUGCCAAUAACAAACCAGGAAAUUCGCAGCCAAAACUUGAAUGCAUCUCAGCCGUCGACAGUAUAGUGGCUGUGGCCUCAUCAGAAAAAAGAAGCAAUCUCCGCAUAUACGGUCUGGAUACCGAAAUGCACAGAAUGACACAUAUAAGCAGCAUAUCUUUACCUGACAUCAAAUGCCUGGAGUGGCUAUACGAUCCAACAGAUGACCAAUCUGAAAACGAACUUCGCUUUUUACUCACAGGACACUCAAAUGGUAUUGUCAAUCUGAUUAUGGUGCCACUUGCUCCAACAUGCGGAGUGGAACACGCACAGAUCAUCAAACAGUUCAACCAUAAAAGGCAACUCCUUUACUAUACUGGGGAGAUGGAUUCUCACACUUCAAUCAGCCGACCCACGUCAUCAUUGAACCAAAUUCUGCAGAUGCAGGUGACACCAAAAACCUGGACCAGGUGUAACAGAAACUCCAUGUUGUCUUUAUAUGGUGAGCACUUGUUUAUGUGGGACACUAGCAGGUCAAGAAGACCAUUACUUUGUACUAGGACUGGUGGAACAUCAUGCUUUGAUUCUAACCCAUCCACUGAUGGUAUACUUGCUCUUUCUGGACGCUUUGGAGUAUCACUAUGUGAUCUCAGACAAACCCAGCAACAGGCAUCACUUUUAUUUAUACCAAGCCAGUACAAUAAAGAGUCUGUUGCCGUGAGUUGGUGCAAGUCCGAUCCUAAUUACAUAUGCUCAGCUUCGAUUGACAGCACCGUUAUGGUUUGGGAUAUUCGUAUGCUCAAACCUGUCGCAUGCUUAAAGCAAGACACCCCAGGCAUCAAUUCCGUUAGUUGGGAUAAGAAAGAAAGCAUAUUCAGCAGUUCGGAUGACGGAAAACUAGUGCACUGGAAUUUGAACGAUAUUAAUAUCGACAAUAUUGACAGAACUAGCCAACCUAUAAUAUGUACAACUCACGAUGGCCACAAUACCGAUGUCACCAUUAGUGAAAUAGGUACACCAAUUUACGCCUCCGAAGAAAAAAUAAUCAAUAUGACAAGUUGCACUGCUAACGAGUCAAUACUGACAAUCGACAACCAAUUUCUAGGGCUUCACUCCAGAAUGACAGAGGGAAGACCAAGAAGUUCAUCGUCAGUGACAUGUGUUGCAUCUGAAAAGAGUAAAAACUAUGUUUUAACUUCGACGAAUACCAACAAGUACAAUCAAACAAACUGGAGCUCGAAUUCUUCACCAACGUUGAUUAACAGGAGCCUUUACAAUAAUGACGUGCUACAACAAAGCACGUAA